UUUCAGACGUGGCAUCCCCUCCCAUCCUUUUGUUCCUUCCGCUCAUUUCUUCAAAUUUCUCUGCUUCUUUUUUCUUUCUCGUCAUUCUUCCUCUGCUUCUCUCUCUCUAACAUAUCUUUGUUAAAAAUCCCUUUUUAGAUUUGUCACAGAUCUGUUUUUAUCGGGAGAAUUCGUGGGAGCUGGUUUUCAAGCUGCUCUGAUUUUCAAUUAUUGCAUUAAUCUUUGAGAGUGAAGACAUGGGGUUGACAGAGAUCUAUGACAGUGCACCUAAGGCCAGAAAACCUUACACAAUUACAAAACAAAGAGAAAAAUGGACGGAGGAAGAGCAUCAGAAGUUUCUUGAUGCCUUGAAGUUGUAUGGUCGGGGUUGGCGUCAAAUUGAAGAACAUGUAGGCACCAAAACUGCUGUUCAGAUUCGAAGUCAUGCUCAAAAGUUCUUCUCUAAGGUAGUUCGGGGUUCAAUAGGGAAUGUUGAAGGUUCUGUGCAACCAAUUGCGAUUCCUCCACCAAGGCCUAAAAAGAAGCCUAAGCAUCCUUAUCCUCGCAAAUCAGUUGACCUUUUUAAUCUGUCUAUUUUACAUCAAUCAGAAAGAUCUCCAUCUCCAAGUCUUGUACAUACAGAUAAAGGAGUGAAGUCUCCUACUUCAGUUUUGUCCAGUCACGGCUCUGAUGCAGUGGGCUCUGCUACUUCUGACCAGAAUAACAGGUCUUCAUCAAUGUCAAGGACAACUGAUUUGCAUUCGAUAAUCCUGUCUCCUUUCGAGAAGAAUAAUGGGCACUUGUUAUCGAAAUCAUCCAAUGAAGAGAAGAGCUCACUUCCUGAAAAUCAAUUCUCUGACUGUUCGACCAUGGAGAAUGUCUUGUGCUUGAAAUGUGAAUCAGGUGCUAAGAACACUAAACACACUGAAGAAGAGACCGAACUUUCAACUUCAACAAGUUUUAAGAUUUUUGGAAAGAUAGUCUUGUUGUCUGACCUCGAGAAAGGAUCGCCUUCUGGUGUUGAGGGUUCCAAAACAUUACAAACUGACCAAAUGCCUGUUUCAGAAUUAUCACCAGAUCAAUUAGGCACUGAUCUGUGUCUUGGUGGAAUUGUUAGUGACUGUCAUCUGUUGGCAUGUGGUGCUUCUAUUAACCUGUUAGAGCAACAGAAAGAAGAUUCUAAUGCGGUGAAAGGCAAUGCUUCUAUGCUUCAGUGGUCUUUGUAUCAAACACCAUGCAAUUACAUCAUCGCAGACAACAUCCCAAGCGUAGAGCAAACAUUUCUGAGUUCUUGCGCAGAAGGAAAAACCAAAGAUAAGGAAGUUCAGAAGGAAAGGUCUUGUACUGGUUCUAAUGAAGGAUCUGCUAGUGGGAUAGAAACUCUAGGAGACACAAACAUAGAAGCCGUCAAUUCCUUUUCCCAAGAACCUCCUACUAAAGUAAGUGUUGAACCCUGCAAUUCUAGGAAGGGGUUUGUACCAUACAAGAGAUGCCUAGCAGAGAGAGACAAUGUGUCAUCUAUGAAGCCUAAUGAUAGAGAGAGACAGAAAAUUCGAGUUUGCUAAUAAUUCCCUUGACCAACAUGUAGUUAUAUUGUAUGGACCAGAAUAGGGAGAGUGUUUUAGAAGAGGAGUGGGAUGGAGCAAAUUUUUACCUUAGUUUUUUUUGAUUUGUUCCCUUCCAAGUAGAGCUCCCAUCUCAGCAUAUUUCUUUUCAUGGAAAUUCGGUUAGAAGCUUCCACGUUUAUGGGUUCUAGUUCAUUCACUCCCCUUCCCAGCAGUUUUAGAGUUAGAAGAAUGACUCAGAACACUCUUGAGAACUAAGAGUGCAAUGCAAUGCAUACACACAUGUCAGCUCUUCAAAAUUGUCCCUAUCUUAUUGCAGCCUUCUGAAGUUAUUGAAUGACCAUGACAGAGUAGAGGCUUUCCCUGUACUCAGGGGAGUUGAGCUCUGAGCAAUAAGAGUAGUUAUUGGUGCUGACAAGAAGUGUAUGAUUGUAAUAUUUGGCUAAUAAAAUGAGAGCAAUAAGGAAUAAGGAAUAAGUAUUAUUCCUAGAAAGGGAAAAUUUUGUGCAAUCAAAACAUCAAAAUCACCGUUGUUGGAAGCUGUAAAUCUAUUUAAGUUGUGUACUGUAACUAAGACUUUGUAAAUAUUCUGUUUCGGAUUUGAACUUUAUGACUUGUAAAGCACAAUUUUGCUCUUCA
Molecule: messenger RNA, 2183 nt
Organism: Cannabis sativa
Lineage: Eukaryota; Viridiplantae; Streptophyta; Magnoliopsida; Rosales; Cannabaceae
Product: protein REVEILLE 7
Exons: 6
Coding region: 237-1544 (435 amino acids)
Molecular function (GO): DNA binding
Source: RefSeq, a predicted model, not a curated record